AUGUUUCGUCAAUCACUUUUAAAAUCUAUUAGACCGGCAAUUGCUUAUAGACCACAAAUUGUCGUCUCCAGAAACUAUGGUGUCAUUGAUGCAGCUACCCAAGCUGUAUUCGGUAAGAAGGGUUUAGAAGAAAAGAAGCGUAAGGAAGGGGAAUUAGAAAACAAAGCUCAAGAAGUGAACUUGGAUGGUGGUAGAAAGGCUGCCAGUAAAUUGGACGACGCACAGGAUGCUACUCAAAAUGUAAAGGAGACGGCAAAAUCAAGCCUUGAGGAUGCCAAAGAAGGUGCUCAAUCUACUAUUCAAAAUGCUGCUGACAAGGUUAAAUCUGCCGCUGAGACUGUCAACAAGAAGACUGGUCAGGUUCUUGCAGACGGUAUUGAUACCGCUCAGCAAGCAGUCAAAACUGGAUCCAAUAAGAGUGAGGAUUUGGCAUCAAAAACCAAGGAAACUGUUGAAAACGCUGCUGAAUUGGCUUAUGAAAAGCGCAUUGAAUUAGAAGAAGAGGAGGGUAGAGAAGAGGUUAAAGAGAACAUCAAAGGUUAUGCAAGCUUACAAGAUAAGGGAAGAAAAGCUCCAAUCGAGCAAAACAGACCUGAUGAUGCUAUGUAG
Messenger RNA from Lodderomyces orthopsilosis Co 90-125, 609 nucleotides. RefSeq lists its product as uncharacterized. The record is from RefSeq and is a predicted model, not a curated record. Bases 1 to 609 code for a protein of 202 amino acids. NCBI's taxonomy places the organism in Eukaryota, Fungi, Ascomycota, Pichiomycetes, Serinales, Debaryomycetaceae. The transcript has a single exon.